AUGGCCGUGCCGCCGCUCGGCCGGGCGCUGCUGCUGCUGCUGUGGCAGCUGCUGGCGGCGGGCGGCGCGGCGCUGGAGAUCGGCCGCUUCGACCCGGAGCGCGGGCGCGGGCCGGCGCCCUGCCAGGCGGUGGAGAUCCCCAUGUGCCGCGGCAUCGGCUACAACCUGACCCGCAUGCCCAACCUGCUGGGCCACACGUCGCAGGGCGAGGCGGCCGCGGAGCUGGCGGAGUUCGCGCCGCUCGUGCAGUACGGCUGCCACAGCCACCUGCGCUUCUUCCUGUGCUCGCUGUACGCGCCCAUGUGCACUGACCAGGUGUCGACGCCCAUCCCCGCCUGCCGGCCCAUGUGCGAGCAGGCGCGCCUCCGCUGCGCGCCCAUCAUGGAGCAGUUCCACUUCGGCUGGCCCGACUCGCUGGACUGCGCCCGGCUGCCCACGCGCAACGACCCGCACGCGCUCUGCAUGGAGGCGCCCGAGAACGCCACGGCCGGCCCCACCGAGCCCCACAAGGGCCUGGGCAUGCUGCCCGUGGCCCCCCGGCCCGCGCGGCCCCCCGGCGACCCGGCCUCGGGCCCCGGCCCCGGCGGCGGCGGCGGCAGCGGCGGCACCUGCGAGAACCCCGAGAAGUUCCAGUACGUGGAGAAGAGCCGCUCGUGCGCGCCGCGCUGCGGGCCCGGCGUCGAGGUGUUCUGGUCGCGGCGCGACAAGGACUUCGCGCUCGUCUGGAUGGCCGUGUGGUCGGCGCUGUGCUUCUUCUCCACGGCCUUCACCGUGCUCACCUUCCUGCUGGAGCCGCACCGCUUCCAGUACCCCGAGCGCCCCAUCAUCUUCCUGUCCAUGUGCUACAACGUCUACUCGCUGGCCUUCCUCAUCCGCGCGGUGGCCGGCGCGCAGAGCGUGGCCUGCGACCAGGAGGCGGGCGCCCUGUACGUGAUCCAGGAGGGCCUGGAGAACACGGGCUGCACCCUCGUCUUCCUGCUGCUCUACUACUUCGGCAUGGCCAGCUCGCUGUGGUGGGUGGUGCUGACGCUCACCUGGUUCCUGGCCGCCGGCAAGAAGUGGGGCCACGAGGCCAUCGAGGCCCAUGGCAGCUACUUCCACAUGGCGGCCUGGGGCCUGCCGGCCCUCAAGACCAUCGUCAUCCUGACACUGCGCAAGGUGGCCGGGGACGAGCUCACGGGGCUCUGCUACGUGGCCAGCAUGGAUGCGGCCGCACUGACGGGCUUCGUGCUGGUGCCCCUCUCCUGCUACCUGGUGCUGGGCACCAGCUUCCUCCUGACCGGCUUCGUGGCCCUCUUCCACAUCCGCAAGAUCAUGAAGACGGGCGGCACCAACACGGAGAAGCUGGAGAAACUCAUGGUCAAGAUUGGGGUCUUCUCCAUCCUCUACACGGUGCCCGCCACCUGCGUCAUCGUGUGCUACGUCUACGAGCGCCUCAACAUGGACUUCUGGCGCCUUCGGGCCACAGAGCAGCCCUGCUCAGCCGCCAGCAUGCCCGGGGGCCGGAGGGACUGCUCGCUCCCAGGGGGCUCGGUGCCCACCGUGGCUGUCUUUAUGCUCAAAAUCUUCAUGUCGCUGGUGGUGGGCAUCACCAGUGGUGUCUGGGUGUGGAGCUCCAAGACUUUCCAGACCUGGCAGAGCCUGUGCCACCGUAAGAUGGCAGCUGGCCGGGCCCGGGCCAAGGCCUGCCGGGCUCCAGGGGGCUACGGCCGUGGCACCCACUGCCACUACAAGGCCCCCACCGUGGUCUUGCACAUGACUAAGACAGACCCUUCUCUGGAGAACCCCACGCACCUCUAG
Enhydra lutris kenyoni (northern sea otter) is the source of this 1800-nucleotide messenger RNA. Its product is annotated as frizzled class receptor 9. The transcript has a single exon. Bases 1 to 1800 code for a protein of 599 amino acids. Gene Ontology annotation, cellular component: plasma membrane. Gene Ontology annotation, molecular function: Wnt-protein binding; Wnt receptor activity. Lineage: Eukaryota; Metazoa; Chordata; Mammalia; Carnivora; Mustelidae. The record is from RefSeq and is a predicted model, not a curated record. Gene Ontology annotation, biological process: non-canonical Wnt signaling pathway; canonical Wnt signaling pathway.